CGAGGCGUCGCUACCAACAAGAUGGCGUACGAAGAGACGAUUCAAACGAGUGCCGUCCAGAAUCUUGGCCUUCAGCGCCACAUCAACUGUCUUACCGACGACAACCGCACCACCAGGCGGAGGGCGCUGGACUCCCUUCGUAAGGAAACCGUCGACAAGAAGCUAGAGCCCACGGUGUUGCAAGGAGUCUUCGUCGAAAUCUUGAAACCGGUUCUAAAGAGCUUCUCAGACCCAGUUGAGAAAUGUCGAGAACUGGCCAUACAGCUGGUAGACAGUUUCCUGUCCAGUGUCCCUGACCCCCCGGAAACUCUCCCCUACGUCUUCCCCACCCUGGUGCAGCGUCUCGGACAGAAGGACAUCACUGAACCGUCUGAGGAACUACGACUCAUGCUCGUGGAGACUUUGACGCGUAUCGUCGACCUCUCGGGGCAGGAGCUCGCGGUCUACCUCGACGACAUUGUGAAGAUCUUACAGCGUACGAUCGUGGACCCGUUCCCGGACGUGAAGAAGGAGAGCUGUCGGUGCGCAGGAAAGGUGGCGAUGAAGAUUCCGCAGCACUUCCACAUGCAGUCGGAGUCGCUGGUAAAACCACUGCUCGUCACCAUCUCCCACCAGCACUCUAAAGUCAGGGUCGCUGCUAUAAAGGCCAUCCACACUUGUAUACAGUGUGGAAACAACAAGAAUGUUGAUGACGUGGUGUCCCACCUGGCACAGCGGCUGUUUGACGACUCAGCGAGCGUGCGGAUAGCAGUUACGGAGCUGUCCGGUGGUUGGCUGUUGGACCUUCCUGACAGAUACUCCUUCCACCACAAACUCAUUCCACUCUUACUCUCAUCUGUUAGUGAUGAUGUCCCAGAGAUUGCGGACCGUGCCAUGCAGCUGUGGAGGGAGGUGGGGAAUAAGUACCAACAGGAGAAUGAAGAUGAACUCAAGGACAAGAUAGACUUCACCUACUCUAAAGUAGCACACUUUCCUGAAGGGGAAGAGAGACCAAACCUGGGCUGCAGAACCCUGAUCUUCCGUGAACUGUCUAAGAUCCUGCCCGCAUGUCUCCGUGAGCUGGGAGACUGGGUGGUGAACACCAGGGUCAAGGCUGCCUCUCUCCUGUACACACUCCUGCUCAACUCUGAGGACUACACCACCAUGCACAUGGAGCCUCUACUGGCAGGGCUGUACAGGGCUUGUGCUGACGAGGAAAAACUAGUCAGAAAUAAGGUUAUCAAGUCAGCAGAACUGGUGGGCUGUUUUGUGGAACCAGAGAUCUACUGUCAGCUGAUUCUCCCUGCGCUGGAGAGACAACCGGGAGCGAACAUCCUGAUGGUACUGGCAGCGAUCAUCAGGGGCUGUCGUCAGGAGCACAUCAGAACACAUCUCCGGUCUAUCUGUGAUACUCUGGCACUACCUGAUGUCUGCAGGGCAGAGGAGCCCCAGUACCAGCACCAGCUGCUGUCCUGUGUACAGGCUAUCCUGACUGUCAGUCAGCAGGAGACAGCACCGUACAGCCUGCAGCUGUUCACUGUGCUGGUCAGCACCAUGGCUCUCUGUAGGGACAGUGGAGUAGUCAUGGAACAGGCUCAAAGCACCCUGCAGCAGCUGGCAGAUGUCCAGGCACUGUCAGGUGUGCAGCAGCUGUACACCAGUCACAUGCAGCAGGUGCUUCAGGUGCUGGAACCCUCCCACUCACACUGGACCACCCUGUCUCCAGAACGAGUCAUCUUUGACACUCUCUUAUUACAAGCAGGUCCAGUUGUAGGAGACCUUCUACCCCAGAUAAUCCCCAUCAUGGAGACUAAUGUACAUCCAGACAAGGACCAUGAGCUACGUCUCAAGUUCUUCACUCUGUUGUCUAAACUACUCAUCAAUGCAGAGAACACAGUAAAUGCAUCAGGAAAGUUCGGAGAGUUUGCGCUGGGCGUGGUAGAGCAUAUGAUCCUGGUGAACUGUGUGUGGCAGGCGGGGAGGACAGCUGGAGCCAUCCGUACCAUCGCUGUGUCCAGUCUGUGGGCACUGCUCAAGAGUGGGCUACUGUCUGUACAGCAGGCGAACACAAUCAUGGAUGACAUGCUGACCCAGCUGGUGUCCCUGCUUGACGAUGACGUACAGUCAACACGACUCAUCACCUGCCGCGUGCUCAACCACCUCCUCAACCUCUGCGGGACGACCUUCGACCCCGACCGCCUCAACAAGGUGUAUCCGGAGCUCCUCAAGCGAUUGGACGACAACAGCGACGAGAUUCGCGUGGCGGUGGCGAAGACUUUCUCCACGUUUUUCGCCUGCAUCGGUGAUGACUACGAUAGGACGUUGUAUAAGGCACAUCUAGAGUUCAUGUUCAAGGGGCUUCUGGUUCAUCUGGACGAUACAGAUGAAAGAAUACAGGACAACAUGUUAGGUGUACUGAAACAGGCAGCAACAGUACAUCCCUCCCUCAUGCAACAAGAGAUCACAGCAGUCAAACAUAAACACAGGACACCCAAGUACUGUGAUGAGCUACUGCAGCACAUACAGGCACUGCCCAGUGAUACCCAAGACAGCUAA
This is a messenger RNA of Branchiostoma floridae (Florida lancelet), 2535 nucleotides long. Its product is annotated as dynein assembly factor 5, axonemal-like. The coding region runs from base 22 to 2535 and encodes 837 amino acids. The transcript is spliced from 13 exons. Gene Ontology annotation, cellular component: cytoplasm. Gene Ontology annotation, molecular function: dynein intermediate chain binding. Lineage: Eukaryota; Metazoa; Chordata; Leptocardii; Amphioxiformes; Branchiostomatidae. The record is from RefSeq and is a predicted model, not a curated record. Gene Ontology annotation, biological process: outer dynein arm assembly; inner dynein arm assembly; cilium movement.